Suillus clintonianus is the source of this 1953-nucleotide messenger RNA. RefSeq lists its product as uncharacterized. The transcript has 11 exons. The record is from RefSeq and is a predicted model, not a curated record. Lineage: Eukaryota; Fungi; Basidiomycota; Agaricomycetes; Boletales; Suillaceae. Bases 1 to 1953 code for a protein of 650 amino acids.
AUGUCACUAGAUCCCUUCGAAAGGGAGUUGAUUUCAGCCACAAAUGACAAGCAUUCCGCUGUUCAGCGGCCAAGGACUUGGUUCGCGUCCUGGAGGUCUCGCUCGAAGAACUGCUCGGAGAACCACUCGAAGAAUGCAAACGACGGAUCAUUCUCUGCACGCGCAUGUUACAUGCUGCAUGGCAUGCUGGUCAUCAUACAUAUCAUCCUUGUUAUCUUUUAUGUCCGUCACUGGGAACACCGUGUGAUUGUCUCAAUCACAUCAACAAACAAUGAUUUCUGGCCUGUGCUGCUGAGUGCUUCACUGCAAGCAUUCUAUACUAUCUACACGGCUGUCUUACUCUUCCUUACUCAACGGCUUGCGAUUUCGAGAACACUUGUAUGCCGUCUGAAAUUAACUGCGAUUCACGACAUUUCUAGCGCAUGGGCGGGCCUCGGCUCUGCACUCAGCAGCGUCUGGCGACAAUCUGACAUCCCUGCCUCGUUGUGGACGACUGCUGGCGUAACAGCCUACCUUACGAGCAUGUCCGUGCUGCAUGUCACCUCUUCCACUCUCCUACAAUUCCAACCGUUCAAUGCUUCUAUGGCGACUUCUGUGCCAACAACACUAGGAUGGCUAUAUGACCUGUCAAUAUAUUCUGACGUAAACUGGGGUUCCAUUACCGCAUCUCUACCAGUCAUCAAUCAAUUGUCUGGCAUGGUCACUCCAGGGUUAUCCAAUACUACAGUCUACGACACGCUCAAAACAAGCUCCAUAACCGGAAAUGCAACUGUGAAUGCAACGACGAUAACCUCGCAUUGCGGAUUGCUUUCCAAUGUCACAUACAAUGCUGAUGCGAGCAUGGCCUACGUAUCGUUUAGCGCGAAUGGUGAAAACUCUUAUAAUGGAUGCGAGUGUUCCCUGUACGUCGUCGUGGCUGGGUCAGACCAGAUACAAAUUCUACCGUGGAGUAUUUUUGAUUAUUCCACUCCUUCCGCGCUUGAUGUAAAUGCUAUACAGCCUACUGUCUCACUCAUGGUCUCUGCAUUAUUAGAGAUCGAGCCCUCAGUACAAGAGGCGGUUGCUGUAAACAUGUCUUGGGAAUAUUACAACUAUACUUAUACCAAUACCAAUACCAGUAUUGAUGUCAUUCCGUACGAGAUUCAGGUCUAUUUUAUGCAAUGCUCGCUGUUAGCCAACACUACAGAGGGGGUGGUCGACAUACAAACCAACAAUUUACUGAAUCCAGCGCCCAUCUGGCAGCCAUCCACGCAAUGGGAGAUAUAUCAGUGGACGAAUGUUAGUGAUUGGGCAACAGCAAUUGGCCUCGCUUUGCCUACCCCUGUCAGUAGCGGGUAUCCAUUUGGAGAUCCAUUGCUACAUCCCACCCAACCCUCUAUUGCGGAUGAGUAUAUUAUGUCAUUGGUGGGCUUGAAUCUCACCGCUGAGGAAUUACAAAACGGAAGAUCGGUUCCUCCUAAUGCCACUUUCGUUUUGAGACCGGAUAUAUUAGAACUGGCUGUUGCGAAAGCAGCUGCACAACUUAUUUGGAUAGCGGGACGAUUCAGCCCAUCCAAUGGAGGACUUCAGCCUGGCAACGGGAUGGCCUAUGUCGAUGAGGUGUUUAUUGCCCUCCGCCUCAAUAUCAACCUUCUUCCUUUGUGUUUUGCGGCAUCUGCAUCGGUGAUCAUGUUAGGACUGGCGCUACUCAUGACACGAGCAUCCGAUGCAUCACACGACAGUCAGGCUGCCAUCCCAGAUAUAGGCGUACUGCAACUCUUGUGGUUGGGUCAUCGUUCAGCCUCUAUCAAUGAAGUCCUGGAAGAUGUGGAGCAUCCAACAGAGGCCAAUCUGCGCCGAGCAGGCAUGGUAGAUGUUUGUUUUGCAAAGACGAUAUCCGACGAACAAGAAUUUGGGAGUUCAACUGAUAGUCUCACUAGUGAAGCUGACCACGGUCAUGACGAUGAGAUGUGA